CCUCGAGUACGAUAGCAGGUGGGACUACAGCGGCCGCAGCAGCAGCUGCUGCUGCAGUCCGUCUACCGGAGACCACAUAUAAAAAUGUUAACAGUAUUAGCGCAUUUAAUGGCAGUGUGGCCGUUACUAGUUCCAGCAUGGGACUGGGCUCCACAUUUCUACAUGAGACUCCAGCCACAGCCUCCAUAACAAAAUUAUCCACCUCACCGCAUUUGAUGUCACCCACCCACAACGCUUUAUCGGGCACGGGCUAUGGCAACACAAGCAUUGGCACAUCAUCAGUUGGAGGAACAGGCGUAGGAGGCGGUGGCACUUCAGUUAUAUGUAGCAGUGAUAGUGGCAUAUCGUCGAUAAUAUCAUCGACUCCCUCUCUAUCCCAACUGUCCCCACCACCGGUCUCCAAUGCUGUAUCUCUGGCAAUUUUUGCCUCCAGCAUUGUAACCACCUCCAGUAAUUGCACGAUGACCAAUAAUAACGGCAGCAGUAACAGCUGUACUCCGGGUAGUGGUAGCGGCAGUGGAGGAUGCUGCAGUCCUAUUAUAGGUGGCAUAACGGCGAAUCUUACGAAUGGUUUGGCUUCAUCAUCUUGCAUUUAUGGCGCUUCAGCUACUGGCACUGGUAGCGGUAGCCCACUAUUGUAUGCUGAACGCACAUCGCCAGCCUUGAAUAUGAUGGUUGGCUCGGGCAAAACGAAAACAUUGAGCCCCUUACAAAAUUCUUCCAUCGGAGUCUCAAUGGCUUCUUAUACAGUUGGCAGUGGAACGCUAACUUCAAUGGCUGUCUCUACGGCCGUUAAUACGCAGGCACAAACCGGCUCAGGAACGAACUAUUUGAAUACGAUCAAGAUGUUGGGACCUGCUGCAUCGAUCGAUCUGGGCACCUCACCACUGACACAUCGCAACUAUCCAAGUAUUAAGGGUUUUACAUUUCGCCGAAGUUUUGAUGAUAAAAUUAUUGCUGUCUCCACAGCCACAGCCUCUGGGCAUGUAAGCAGUCAAUCGCAAACAUCCUUAGGCGGACCAGCCAUAUCGGCACCCUCGUAUAUUUCUCACUUCCCAGCCACUGCGUCACAUCACCACCACUAUCACCAUCAUUUACAGCAACAAUCCCAACAGACUCCCCACUUUGCCCACUACCAUCCCCAGCAUACCUCACACUUACAUCACAAUCAUCUCCAUCAUGCCACCCACUCGGCCCUACAUCAUCAUUUAGUUAGUGGCGGUGGUUUUCAUGGCAAUUUUAUGGGUAUUUCAUCGUCCGCGGUCAAACAUUCCGUCGCCUCUGCCAACUCAGCUGUUCCCUUUUUGCCUUCGCCUUUAUAUGCACCGCUGACGUCGUCACAGUCGACAACAAAACUAUCGCAUCGCGAUGACUUCCUUCAACAAAUUGGCUAUUUGCCAACAACUCGUAUUUAUAGCACUCCAUCCAGUCUGGUGGAUGAGGAUAAGGCACAGCAGGAUUUUUUGUCAUUAUCCUUGUCGCCCCCAUUAAAUCGUCGUCGUGAUAUGCCUGCAUUGCGUGGACCGUACGUUAGUCUAUCCGAACCUCGUGGUACUUUAAGUACAACGGAUGAAAUUUUCCCCGAUUCACCCGAGAGCAGUUUAUACGGUUCGGACGAAGAACAAGAAGAUGUGGCACAGUACUGUCGUGGUGGUUACCACCCAGUUGUUAUUGGUGAUAUAUUUGAUAAUCGGUUUCGAGUGGUACGCAAACUAGGAUGGGGUCACUUUUCCACCGUCUGGCUAUGCAGGGAUCUCAAAGAGGAAAAGUAUGUAGCUUUAAAAGUGGUAAAGAGUGCUCCUCACUAUAUAGAAACGGCAGCAGAUGAAAUACGAUUGUUGGAGGCAAUACGUGAUGCUGAUCCUUUGGAUGUAAAACGUGAACGUAUUGUACGUUUACUUAAUCAUUUCACUGUGCGCGGUGUUAACGGCGUCCAUACAUGUUUGGUGUUCGAAGCUUUGGGCUGUAGCCUUUACAAAUUGAUCGUUAAAAAUAACUAUCAAGGUUUGGCGGUGGCCCAAGUUCGUAAUAUAAUCAAACAGGUCCUAGAGGGUUUGGACUAUUUGCACAGUAAAUGCAAUAUCAUACACACGGACGUAAAACCGGAAAAUAUUCUUUUGGUGAUAGAUAAUGCAGCAGCAAUGAAUCAACAAAUCGAUGAUGAAAUAACUAGUUUGAGAAUAAAGGGCGUUGAUUUUCCAGAUUCAUACAUAAGUUCCAUAGAAAAACAAACGAAAACACGAGCCAAGUGGCCAUUACAAAACAUCGAAAUGAAUGCAGCUAAUACCACAACCAAUACAGCUAAUAAUUCUGCCUCAUCGACGCCUCUGCCACCGCCUCUAAACAUCGGAGGAGGAGGUGGUGGUGGUGGUUCUAACUUAAGUGGUGACAAAGAAGACACAUCAUCAUUAACCUCAAAAUACUCAAGUCUGAUGGGCGAUAGCAUAGAAGGCAGCAGCACUGGAGGUGGCAACAAUACAACAUCAAACACAACGGGAAAUCUAAAUAAUCGUUAUCGCACCGAAAAGAAAAUCACUGCCAAGUCUAUUGAUGAAGCAGAAGAGAUUGGCAUUGAGACAAAAUUAAAUCAUGAUAAUUUUAAUAAUGACAACAACAAUUUUGAUAAUAAUAAUGCUGCUCCUCAAACGGAUUGUGAAAUGAAUCCUUUAAACACUGUAAAACUUAAUGAUAACUCAACUAUUUCUACUAUCACUUCUACUACAACAAUAAAAACUGAUGAUGAUGUUGAUGAUCACAAACAAUUAAUUGAAACAACAACUCCUUUAUCAUCCCCACCAUCAAAAAUAAUAAUACCAACAACAACAACAUCAAACACGACUUUAACGUCAUCAAAGCCGCCCACUGAAACCACACCAGGUUCAGAUAUAGAACAAACAAAUAAUAAAUUAAAUAAUACCACUACUACAAUUCCUCAGACUCAAUCCUAUACGAAUGCCAUACAGUCGUUAAUCAAUAAUACGAAUGUAAGAGUGAAGAUUGCCGAUUUGGGUAACGCCUGUUACGAGUACCAUCAUUUUACGGAAGAUAUACAAACGAGACAAUAUCGUUCGAUAGAGGUCCUAUUGGGAGCUCCUUAUAACUAUACAGCCGAUAUUUGGAGUACGGCUUGUUUGGCAUUUGAAUUGGCAACGGGAGAUUAUCUAUUUGAUCCACAUGCUGGUGAAACCUAUUCUAGGGAUGAAGAUCAUUUGGCUCAUAUCAUAGAGUUGCUGGGUACAAUACCACCAUCAGUGAUACUGAGGGGAAAACAUGGUCUAAAAUAUUUUACUAGUUAUGGCAGUUUACGGUAUAUAACGAAAUUAAAACCCUGGAGCCUCAUUAAUGUUUUAAUUGAAAAAUACGACUGGGAUCCAGCAGAAGCCAAAAAGUUCUCAGAUUUCUUAUUACCCAUGUUGGAAUAUAAUCCAGUUAUACGGGCCUCAGCUGCUGAAUGCCUAACUCAUCCAUGGCUGGAGGAAAAAGAAGAGUUUGUUUAACUAAAUGGAACAAAACAACAAACAAAAUCAUUUAUAGAACAACAACAAAAAAACAACAACAUAAUUUGAUAGCUUUGAUGAAAUUAGUUUUAAACAAAAAUCUUAAAAUAAUUAUAAUUACAAAUAACAAAUAUUGAAUUAUUAUAUACAUACAUACAAAUACACAUUAUACAUACAUACAUAUUUAUACAUAGUACAUACAUACAUACAACACAUACAUUGUAUGUAAAUCGUAGUAAAAAUAAUAAGAAAAUUAAAUUUAUUACAUACAAUACAUACUUACAUAUGUAUUCAUACAUAUAAUUUUAAUUACGCAUUAAAAGCUUUAAAGCUUUUAUUAAAUGAAUUUAAAUAUUUUGUUUUUUAAUUAAACUUUAAUA
Messenger RNA from Calliphora vicina (urban bluebottle blowfly), 3877 nucleotides. It is a transcript of the gene Srpk79D, whose product is annotated as Serine-arginine protein kinase at 79D. NCBI's taxonomy places the organism in Eukaryota, Metazoa, Arthropoda, Insecta, Diptera, Calliphoridae. The coding region runs from base 138 to 3497 and encodes 1119 amino acids. Gene Ontology annotation, biological process: spliceosomal complex assembly; peptidyl-serine phosphorylation; regulation of mRNA processing. The record is from RefSeq and is a predicted model, not a curated record. Gene Ontology annotation, cellular component: cytoplasm; nucleus. The transcript is spliced from 8 exons. Gene Ontology annotation, molecular function: ATP binding; protein serine/threonine kinase activity.